AUGUCGAAUGACAACACCAAUGACCAACCCAUUAGAGUCCUUGAAGCUGAGGGACCAGGUGUACCGCUAUCUGAUUUGCUUGUGGAUAUCGAGCCUCGUGCAAUCAAUACAAACAAUGAUGCCUGCAACUGUGCAAAGCUUGACAUGCCCGAGGCCGAGUUCAUACGAUUCAUUAUCCAUGUGCAAUCAGCUCCAGCCAUGUAUCAGCACAUGCCAACAGUGGUCACAAAGGACUUCGUCUCAAGGAUGUAUUAUUCAUUCCCGAACCAUGACAAACACACUGAUAAGAAGCGCAACGAAGAAGCCAAGGUAUUGAUCUCAUCCAUGUCAAAAUCAACAUAG
Molecule: messenger RNA, 342 nt
Organism: Lichtheimia ornata
Lineage: Eukaryota; Fungi; Mucoromycota; Mucoromycetes; Mucorales; Lichtheimiaceae
Exons: 3
Coding region: 1-342 (113 amino acids)
Source: RefSeq, a predicted model, not a curated record